AUGGCGGAGUCAGUACCAGCAGAGGGGCCCUGCUUCUCUCCUUCUUUGGUGGGUGAAGGGGCCUCCUCCUUCGCAGCUAAGGACCGCAGCAACCUGCCGCAUUCAGCUUCCUUUGGCGUGCGCAGCGGGAGCCGCACUUCUGCUGUGAACGCAGCAAAGGAGGAGGCGGCGGCGUUGCCAGAGGGCUCUCAGUGGAUAGAGGGUCUCCCAUCUGGCGUGCCUUCUCCCCCCUGGAGCAGGUUGCAUACUGCUACAACACAGCCACCAGCAGCAGCAGCACCAGCACCAGCAGCAGCAGCAGCAGCAGGAGGAUUGCCAGCUGCUGCUCACGGCGGGGUUUUGCUGCCGUCUCGAGAGAUAAGCGGCGCUGGGUGCUGCGUUGGAGGAGGCGAAUCUUCUUCUCAGGUGGAGAUACACCCGAGCAACCUGCAUGCACUGAUCCCGAGCAAAUUCAAAUACAAAUUUCCUAAGGAGCGGCUGCCGCGUCACAGCAGCUAUGAAGUGCUGGCAGUAGAAGACAACCCAUACGCCUCUCCGCUGCCUCCUCCUCCGCCCAAAGUCCCUCACAAAAAAAAAUCUAUAUUCGGCAUAGCUCGGCGCCACCAGCAGCAGCAGCAGCAGCAGCAGCAGCAGUAUCCUUUGCUGAUGCGUCCUCCAGCAGCACCAGCAGCAGCAGCAGCAGCAGCAGAAGCAGCAGGAGAAAGUAAAGAGAAUGCAGGGAAAGGAUGGAUAAGAGAUUUUCGUUGUUUUUUAUGUACAAGUGCAGACUAUGUAAGCGAUGAACAAACUCAACUAGAAAUAGAAAAAGCUCAGCUCGAAGAAGCUCUUAUAGAGUUUCAGAGCGACAACAGAGCACAAGCAAUACAGCUAGAAGAAACAAAAACACAAUAUGAAAAACAAAUACAAAAAAAAAUACAAGACCACCAGCAUGCAUAUAAAUUCAUAGAAGAAACAAAACAAACCCUCAAACAAAUACAACAAGAAAGAGAUCAACUACUAGAACAACAAAAACAGUAA
Molecule: messenger RNA, 1017 nt
Organism: Eimeria mitis
Lineage: Eukaryota; Apicomplexa; Conoidasida; Eucoccidiorida; Eimeriidae
Exons: 1
Coding region: 1-1017 (338 amino acids)
Source: RefSeq, a predicted model, not a curated record